ACUACGGGAAAUGAAAUUUAAAUGUUGAGGACCUUGUAUUUAAUAGCAAAAAUAUCAAAUACCUGAAAAAUUAUUUCAUUUUAGAAACUGAAAUAUUUUCGAAUCAAUGUUUCAUUCUCUAUGUAUAUCUUAUGUUAUUAGAAGCGGAAAAUGUUUUCUAACUUUCAGACUAGUAACUAGAGGGAGUAAGUUUAGGAGGUCUAAUCGAAAGGUAAAAUUAUUUUGUUUGAUGCAGUAAGAAGCGGAAAUUAAUAUUAAAUAUCUUAAAUGGCUGAAAAGAAAGUAGAAUCUUCGAGAAAACGUUCUAUGCCAAAAUGGUUAGUUUCAUUAGAUAAUGCACAGUGUUUUGAAUAUAACUGUUCAGGUAAAAGUGUUCCAACCGUCUUGCGUGACGUUAAUUAUAGAAAUAAACCUAACGUUCCCAGUUUUUCAAGUUCAGGUGAAGCAGGACAAGAAUUGGUUUCGUUGGAAAAAGUGCUAUCAGAUGAUUUUCCUGUCUUGAAUUUUAACGGGAAAAUAUACUGCUAUACUAACAUUGGGGAUGCAUCAAGAAUUUGUGAAGAUUUAAUUGCAGAAAGUGAAAAACGUGGAACAGUGGUUGUUGGGUUCGAUGUAGAAUGGUCAGUUGAUUACCAAGUAGGACGGCAGAACAAAAUUUCCCUUAUUCAGAUUUGCUCAUCAGAAAAUGAUUGUCACCUUUUCCAUCUUGCAUCAAUGACAGGUUUUCCAAAAGCCUUAAGGCUUUUAUUAGAAAAGUCCAACAUUAUAAAAGUUGGAUUGAAUAUUGAAGGAGAUUUAUGGAAAAUAGAAAGAGACUUUAAAUUUCCUGUUCAUAAGAUUAUUAAAUCGAGUUGUAUAGAACUUUCUGAAUUAGCCUGUGAAGUGUUGGACAAGCCAGGACAAAAAUGGAGCCUAGAAGGUCUUACACAAUUCGUUCUACAGAGACGUUUACCAAAAGACUCAAAUGUAAGAAAAAGCUGUUGGCAUAUAUGGCCUUUAUCCCAAGAGCAUAUCCAAUAUGCUGCACGAGAUGCUUUUGCAUCUUUUUUAUUAUACAAGAAGCUAUGUGAAAUGAAAUAGUUACUUUUGGAUAUGAAACACAACAGAAACGUUUUUGUGUUUUAACUGAUAUUCAGUAGUGUAACUUAUUUUGUUUAUUGCAAGUUUGGUGUAUUCUAAUUAUUAUUUCAUUUUAAAAAAGUGAUUAAAAUCUAGUUUGACUGCAGAUUACUAUUUUUCCUACUCUUAAUUACUCUCUAACAGAUUUGGAAAGAGAAUUGUAAAAUUAGUAUUUUCGAUCUUAUUUUGUUUGAUAUAAAUCAGUGCCCAAGAGAACAAUCAUUAUGAGAUUUCAUGAGGUGGGCUGAACUAUGCAGUCAGAAGUAUAUAUUGAAUGCAAUACAAUAAAUACGUUGUAAUGAGGUUUUUUAGGCUUAAAAAAAAUUAUGAAAGUUACACUUCACCUUAAUAUAUUUUUCUUAUGACUUGAAAUGGAGUAAUUAAACAGACUUGUAAUAAGAAAUGCAUAGUCUAUGGUCAAGUUUGAAUUUGGUUACUUUUAUUAGGCCUCAAAAAGCAUUAUUUCAUCUGACAUACCAUAGUUUAACAGACUGACAAACAAAUUCGGCCCUGCUCUUAUGCCAUUAAAAAAAAAAUGCAAUGAAAAUUCAUUAAAGCUGUAAGAUCAGGGUUAAAUUGCCAAAUGCCUCAUCUAGUGACACUAAUGAAUAGAUUGAGGUUUGAAAUGCUGAUAUCUACUAGUGAAAUCACAGUAAAGGCGAACAAGAUCAAAAUCAAGUAUCAACUGAUGCACUGUUUUUGUAAGUUAUAUAAAUUGAGUUUUUUGAAUUUCUUAAAUUUUGCAUAAUUCUAAAAACAUCAAGUUCUUGGGUAGAUUAAACUUGAAGUGCAUUCAAAAUAGUCAUAGUCUUGAUUAUUUCUCAGAAAAAUUAUGUCUAACAAAACAUAUCUUUAUAAUUCCAAGAAAGUUUUCCUGUUAGAUCAAUUUUUAAAGUUUAACUUUGAUAUGGCACCAGAUCAUAAGGCUGCAUACUACUACCUGUGCAAAUUCAAGUGAUACAUAGAAAUCACCAGUGGUUAAUUUCAAAGUGUUUUUAAAUUUAUUGAUAGUUACAUCAUUUUAUAUAAGAUGAAAAUAUUUAGGCAUUGUGUGUGGCGUUUAAAGCUCAGUUACACUGCUUUAGUAACUUUUUACAGAAUUAAAAAUGUUUUAGGCAUUUCUUUCUUCAGGACAAAUAAGACUUGUUAUUAUCACUCUAGUCUUUUAAGUUUAAAAGGUGUUUGUAGUUAUGUGAGCAUCAUGUUACAUUACUAGUAAUGUUUAGAAGAUACAAAAGGUAAAGUAACAGUAAUAUAGAGGUUUUGAAGUAUAAAAUAUUUAGUUGGAACUUUAUGAAAGCAAAGACUGUAAGAUAUAUGAAAUGAGAAUUGGUAAAAGAAAAUAUUAAAUACUUGUAAAUAUAUUGGUACCACAAAUAAAUUCCCAAAAUUAUUCAUGAAAUAGAUACUUAUUAAAUUAGUAGACCUCUGUAAGAAAUUGUAAUUCAAGUGUAUGUUUAUGUAAAAGAAAAUAAGCCUUUCUAAUCAUAAUUUUGUAAAAACAUAAUUAUUGUAGAUGUGUACUUUACAUCCAAAUAAAUUUUUUACUUUUAUAACAAAAGUUUAUAUUGUGUUAUAGAUGCUUAGUACAUUGUAAAUGUAAGAAUUUGUUUGCUUUGUCAUUCGUACAGGCCUGUCUGAGUAUAUAAAACACAUAAUUGUAAUGGAUACAUAUGUUAAAGCUGAUAGAAUUUACCCUUCUAUGACAAGAAUAAAUUAUAUCUUCAAUCAGAUAUAAUCAGGUAAAUUUAUAAAUUUUUUCAUGCAGGUGUUCUGCAUUUAGUUAACUUCUUGAAAUGAUAAUGUAGGUAGUUAUUGACUUGAUUGAAUCAUUUUCUAAGGUGAACAUUACAUACUACAGUGGUCAUUCAUUAAAGCUUCUACAUUCCAAGCCAAACUUCUGAAUUUCUUUUCUAUUUGUUGUGGGUCAUACCAGGUAAAGAAGUCAUGGUGUAAAGUUAAUAUCUCUUUGAAUGUAUAAUAAAAAUAAUGUAGGUAUUGUAAUGUUGUUCUUUUGUUGGUGGAUUCUUUUAAAUUGCCUUGUGAAAAUAAUACAAUGUCUAGUCCUUGUA
Limulus polyphemus (Atlantic horseshoe crab) is the source of this 3191-nucleotide messenger RNA. RefSeq names its product Werner syndrome ATP-dependent helicase homolog (gene WRNexo). Lineage: Eukaryota; Metazoa; Arthropoda; Merostomata; Xiphosura; Limulidae. Gene Ontology annotation, molecular function: 3'-5' exonuclease activity; nucleic acid binding. The transcript has a single exon. The coding region runs from base 268 to 1080 and encodes 270 amino acids. Gene Ontology annotation, biological process: nucleobase-containing compound metabolic process. The record is from RefSeq and is a predicted model, not a curated record.